AUGGACUCUUGUAAUGUGCGGGUUGUUUCCACUCCCUUCCCCAUUAACGGAAUGGAGUGCUAUGACCGAAGUAUGAAUGUUUCUAAGCCACAUGUAAUUAGUCAUGUCCCGGUGCAAAAGGCUAUAGUCUCCGGUGGAGCUCACAAAGUACGGCAGUUAAACGCUCUUAAUAAAAAUGGGCUUGAAGAGGUGGAAAAACCAAUCUACAUGGUCUCUCUACAUCAUAAAGGGAAAUUAUUGGUAUGGAAUGCAGAUGCGCAAGAGGUGGUGGGUAUGUGUGAUCAUCAUGAUUGUUCUGUUGAACAGUGUAUUGUUACUUCCACAUAUAUUUAUGUACGUGCAGAGAAUGAAGCGGGAAAAAAUAAUGAGGCCGACUGCAUGGUGUAUGUUUGGCACACGAAAUCAUUGGAACCAUUUCGUCAAAUAUUGGCACAUGAGGGACGAGUGACUUCUUUAGUGGUGAGUGAUACGAAAGAUGAAUGUUUUGCAACAGCUGGUAUUGAUCACACAGUGAAGUUUUGGGAUUUAACCAAAAGUGUUUUAGCUCCUGUAAAGAAAAUUGUUUUAAACAGUGUUCCAAGGGUUGCUUUAUAUUUUCGUAAUAUGGUAGUGGGAGGAUGUGCGGAGGUAUCUAUGAUUAUAUGGAAUGCACAGUCUGGAGAAACUGUAAAUACUAUAAAAGAUGGAAAUGAUCCUAUAGUGGUGGUUCGAUGGGUAAAUGAUCCUAAAGGACUUUUAGCUCCACCCCAUUCACGAGCGAAACAAUGUCUUAAUUCAUUACUUGUAGGUUAUAGUAGUGGUUUUGUAAAAGGAUGGUCAAUAGAUAUUUCUGCAAAUAAUAUGCCAAUGGUACUUAAAUGGUCACAAAAAGUUCACCGUACUUAUGUAAAUGAUCUCUGUGCAGAUGAUGAUAUUGUUUUGAGUUGGAGUACUUUAGAUGGUGCCUUUAUACUUAUACCUUCACGAGGUCAAUGUGUUCCACUUGUUUCAUAUGGUGUACGUAUUGCUAUUCUUGAUACUUGUGCUAAAAGUGCACUUGUUGGAGUGGAUGAUGGUUCUAUAAAAGUAUUUUCUUAUUCUGGAUUUGCUUCUGGUAUGAGUGAACCUGUUGUCAUGGCUUCUUUUCAACCGCAUUUAAGUGGAAUUACAGGAAUGUUUCUUCAAUUACUUGAAGAUGAAUCUUGGGAUCGUCUUAUUUGCGCUGCGGCGGAUGGCUCUAUUGCUUUCCUAGAUUAUACAAAGACUAGAGGUGGUAAAUGGUUAAAAGAAAUUGGGGCACAAUGUGUAGAAAGUGUAUCUAAUGAUGGAUGUGUACUUCUUCCAUGGGCAGCUCGUGGUGGUAUUUCAGCUAUUGAUCCUAUAGAAAUGCUACCUUUUCCAAAACAACCAAAUUUGGAAUUAAAACAACUUAUUACAACCAUACGAUGGGUGGAGGAAACAAAUAAAUUAUUUGUAGGUUCAGAUGAUGGAGUACUUUCUAUAUUUGAAGGAAGUUUUGAUGAACAUCAUAUUCCUUCUUUUCAUAAAAUUGAAGAAAGAAAAUUAUCACCAUAUUUUGUACGAAAUAUUGCGAUAAGUGAACCUAAUAGAAGUUUUGCUGUUGUAAAUUUACAAAAAGGUGUAUUAUGGCGUGAUGGAGCCUUUUUUAUUGUGGACACUAAAGGAGCAGAUCUUAUGUAUCCUAUUCAACCUAUACCAAGUAUGUUUCCUAUACGAAGUAGUAUGAUUACAUUUACAGGAUUAGAUUCAUUUGAUUACACAGUUAUUUUACAACUUCGCGAUGGGACGAUUGUACAAUAUGUUGGUCAUACUAUUGGAAAAAAACCUCCUGUGUUUGUACGGGUAUUAGCAGGUUCUCUUCUCACAGAUGUACUUAACUUGGAGUCUACUGGACUUGCCGUGUAUCCAAGCAAUUAUGUACUGGAUAUACUUCCAACGGGAGGUGGGGUAUUGAAUUUGAGUUUAAUGUAUGCAGAAGGUUCAACCAUAAAACGAUUGAUAUUUAGUGCAGGUACUGCUGGUUCCGUUGAAAAACGUAAUUUUGCAGAAAGAGAACAAUCUUCAAAUGGAGGAAAUACAGAAGAUGAAUUUCAAUCUGUGGUUGCCUUAUGUCCUGUUCGUCAAGGUGAAUUGGGUUUUGUUAUUAUUCGAAAUUCUCCCUAUGUGGAUAUUGUUCGAAAUAAUGGAGAUUAUAUUUACCGUAUUUCUCAUAAAGGAGAUGUUUUAAAUUAUGAAAUCAUAGGCCGUAGGCGUCGAUCACGUACAUUUCCAUUUGAGGCAUCUUCUUCUUUAAAUAAUAGUAUGUCCUUUGCACCCGCAUCUUCUCCUGCUGCUUGUACUGCCGCCUUCUGUGCGGUAUCUCGAUAUAUCGCUAUUGGAUACAGAGAUGGUCUUGUGCAAUUGUUUGAUACCACACAAAAUGUUAUCUUUGCACGGUUUACUGUACAUAGAACGAUGAUAUUUGGUCUUUGGGCAUUUCCACGUGUGGUGAUAUCAUCUACAGAAGAUGGAUUUUGUCAUGCCGAUCGCAUUCUCCCUCGUGUGAUGUUUGAUGAUCGCGGAAGUCGACAAAACUCUGCAAGUGGAUCUAUACUGAUUCCACGUUCAUCUCCAGGGAACACUUCUUUGGCGAGCACUGCAUAA
Trypanosoma theileri is the source of this 2643-nucleotide messenger RNA. RefSeq lists its product as uncharacterized. Lineage: Eukaryota; Euglenozoa; Kinetoplastea; Trypanosomatida; Trypanosomatidae. Gene Ontology annotation, molecular function: protein binding. Bases 1 to 2643 code for a protein of 880 amino acids. The record is from RefSeq and is a predicted model, not a curated record. The transcript has a single exon.